Messenger RNA from Symbiodinium sp. CCMP2592, 2052 nucleotides. NCBI's taxonomy places the organism in Eukaryota, Dinophyceae, Suessiales, Symbiodiniaceae. The record is from the annotation of a GenBank genome assembly.
AUGAAAGCCGCGCAUGGGAUUGUCCAGGAGGACUUCAUGACACUUUGCGAUCCGAAGCGCCUCAAGGGUUCGCCCUGGCCGCAGGCCUUGCUGACCAUCGAAGAGCUGCGGGCGUCUGCUGUGCCGAGGAAGACUAUCCUGCACAACAUGGUGCUGAACUCCUGUGCCAAAGCCCAGAAGUGGCGACACUGCCUGCAGCUGCAACACGAGAACGGCCUCGGCAACCUUGUGAGCCAGUCGACAGUCAUUGCCGCCGAGGCGCAAGUCCACAGGUGGUGCAAUGCGCUACAACGACUGGCGUGCCUCGGCAGCCGGCGGCUGCAGUCGAAUGCCGUGGCUACAACGGCUGCUGCUCAUGCCAUUAGCGGAGCUACGUGGCCUUUGGCAGCUUUUCUGCUGGCGGCGCACGAAGGAGAUGUUGGCGCGCAGAACGCGAAGAUGGCCCUCUGGGCCGAUGGCGCGUGGUCUCAGGCGCUGGCAGUCUACGACUUGCUCAUGCAAAGGAGGCUGACGCCUGAUCCCACCAGCACCAGCACCGCCGUCAUGGCAGCGGCCGAGGGUCUGAUUUGGACUUCGGCACUGCAUCUUCUCCAGGAGUUGCGGAUUCUCGAGCUACAAUGCACCACCAUCCUCUUCAACUCUGCCAUCACUGCAUGUGGACGCUGUGCUCAGUGGGCCAUGGCUCUCGCCAUUUUUACCGACCAUUUCACCGAGAGUCUGGAGAGGAGCAACGCCAGCUACACCACUCUGCUCGGCGCCUGCGAGAUGGGAGGUCGCUGGGAGCUGGCCUUGGAGGUUCUGGCUUUGGCGCGGAGCGAGCGGAGGUGCACCAACGUGACCUUCAACGCAGCUCUGGGCGCCUGCGGACAUUGUGCGCAAUGGCAAGUGGCCCUGCAGCUCAUGGAGGACCGGGAGAUGGUGAAGGCCUCCUUUCCCUGCGACCAGAUCGCACAGAACACGGCCCUGGCAGCCUUGGCCAAGAUCGUGGUGAGGCCGGACGAUGGCAGCAUGCGCUUUCGCUUCUCAGCAGCCUUCCUUGCGGAGGCACUGGCCUUAGCAGGCCUUGAGGUGCGUGCGCGUCCCAUGUUCGACAUCUCCUAUCAUCACGUGCAGACGUCAUCUCCUACGCUACUGUCGCACGAACUUGUGCUGCGGAAUCCGCCUGGCGUAUCGCUGCAGCGGUACUCGCAGAGGGUCGGCGAGCCCAGGCGAAUGAUCCGAAAGGGAGCUGCGGUGGAGGUUCUGAUUUCUUCGAGCUGGGAAUGUGGAAGUUCCGCGCAAAUUCACCCAGGUCGGGGUUCUCUUGAGGUGGAAUUGGACAUCGUUGCACAUGGGGGCGUGCUUGAUGCCUGUGCUGGGCGCUGGGCGGUGGCGGGCGAAAUCCUUGCGGAGAUGUACGAGGAGGGAGUCUCUGCAGCCCACAGUUCGGUCAUACAGCGCCGCACUCGCAGCGGGGAGAGUGCCGUGGAAGCGUUCUUCCCAGCUGCAAGGUUUGCAAUCAGGCUGCUGGACCAGAUUCGCGCACGGACGAUGCAGCUGACACCUGUCGUGUGCGAUGCGGCCAUGGUUGCUUGCGAGAGUUCCGGGGAGUUGGAUCAUCUCUGGCUGCUUCUGGUGUCCAGCGAGCCUCGGCCAAAGCCCAAUGUCCAGCCGCAACACGAGCGUUCGCCCAGUGCCUUCCUCUGGGGCUUGGCCUUGCUGGGUACGUGGGAGGCAGAGGUGAUCCAGGAAGCUUGCGUCAGGGCUCUGCUGCACCUGCGCAGUGACCGAAGUCACAUCUCUGGCAAUGAGCUGGCCUCACUUUGGUCGUCCGGCUCUGCGCUUGGUGUGGUGAACCCAACCUUCCAGAGGUGCCUGGCAGAGCUCACCGCAGAAAUGGAGGACUUUAGCCUGGAGGAGCUCGUGACAGCUGCAUGGGGUGUUGGGUCAGUGCCCUCAGCAGUAGCAGGGCAACGGCGGGUGCUGAAUAUCCUGCGUGGUCUUCUGGACACCAGGAGGGUGGAGAGUCUGAUGCUAACACGGGAGGGCUUGCACGUUCUUGGCGUGUUUUGA